AUGGGACAGCAAUCGUUGAUCUACAGCUUCGUGGCCCGGGGGACGGUGGUCCUUGCAGAGUACACUGAGUUCACCGGGAAUUUCACCGGAAUCGCCGGACAGUGCCUCCAGAAACUCCCCGCCACCAACAACAAGUUCACCUACAACUGCGACGGCCACACCUUCAACUACCUCGUCGAGGAUGGAUUUACUUAUUGUGUUGUGGCUGUCGAAUCUGUUGGAAGACAAAUUCCAAUAGCAUUUCUGGAGCGGAUUAAAGAGGAUUUUACCAAGAAAUAUAGUGGUGGAAAGGCGGCUACAGCUGUUGCCAAUAGCCUGAAUAGAGAAUUUGGGCCGAAAUUGAAGGAGCAAAUGCAAUACUGUGUGGAUCAUCCAGAGGAGGUCAGCAAACUUGCAAAAGUGAAAGCUCAGGUCUCAGAAGUCAAAGGGGUGAUGAUGGAAAACAUUGAAAAGGUAAAACAUUUUCAUUAUGCCUUUAGAGUGAUGAACUAUAGAAAUGGUGUCUCCUGCACUGAGAAUUUCUCCUUACAGGUUCUUGAUCGUGGAGAGAAAAUUGAGCUUUUGGUGGAUAAAACCGAGAAUCUUCGUUCUCAGGCGCAAGAUUUCAGGACUCAAGGAACCAAGAUGAGGAGAAAGAUGUGGUUGCAGAAUAUGAAGAUAAAGCUGAUUGUCUUGGGCAUUAUCAUUGCUCUGAUCCUUAUCAUAGUUUUAUCAGUUUGCGGUGGGUUCAAGUGUCACUAA
Messenger RNA from Striga hermonthica, 741 nucleotides. The record is from the annotation of a GenBank genome assembly. Lineage: Eukaryota; Viridiplantae; Streptophyta; Magnoliopsida; Lamiales; Orobanchaceae.